UAACAGAAGGCGUCUUCACCAGAGUCUCUACAGAAGUACUGCACACAAAAAUUCGGGACAGCUGUGAACUACACGAGCUUACUACAUUCUUAACUCAAUAUGAACAUGCGGGACAAGUUCUCCUACCAAGAACAACACUUUCUCUGAACUUCUUAAAACUUUGAAACUUUUUUUCCACGUUUUGCAUCGCACGCACAUCGCAAGUUUUCUGCUCCAGGACCACUCCGGAUCCAAAGGACCGACUUUACAUCAGAGCUGGGAAUCCAGGUGACAUUAAAGUGAUCUGUUGUAACACCAACCAUGGGCAGCAAGACUCUUCCGGCCCCGGUUCCCCUCCACCCCUCCCUGCAGCUGGCCAACUAUUCCUUCCUCCAGGCCUCCAACGGCUUCCAGCUGCCCACAGAUCAGGUCCCUAGCAUCUAUAGCUUCAGUGCCCUGCAUGCCGUCCAUCUCCACCAGUGGACCCUGGGCUACCCUCCUUUCGCUUUCCCCCGCUGCACUUUCUCCAAGAUCCCAUCCCUGAUAGACGGACGCUUCCCUGGCAUGCCUUCAAUCCCCGUCUUCCCCCAUAUCGGCCAGCCCAAGGAACAGGCCGCUGGUGCCACAGCUACCUCCAUGAGUCUCCUCCACGGCUCCAAGAGCAAGCCUCAGCCACGCUUCGACUUUGCCAACCUGGCCGCUGCCGCCACCCAGGAGGACCCGCUGAAGGCGGAGGACCUGAGCAUAACGGGCGCGUCCGCCGCCGCUUCGCCGCGACACGGCGGGCUGGGCUGUCUAGUCGACGUGGCAAAGCUCUCGUCGCCCGAGCGCAAGCCAAGCCGCGGCCGCCUGCCCUCCAAGACCAAGAAGGAGUUUGUGUGCAAGUUCUGCGGCCGCCACUUCACCAAGUCCUACAACCUGCUUAUCCACGAGCGGACACACACGGACGAGAGGCCGUACACCUGCGACAUAUGCCACAAAGCCUUCCGGAGGCAGGACCACCUCAGAGACCACAGGUACAUCCAUUCCAAAGAGAAGCCCUUCAAGUGCCAAGAGUGUGGAAAGGGAUUUUGUCAGUCCAGAACUCUAGCUGUUCACAAAACAUUGCACAUGCAGGUCAAGGAACUAAAGCCAUCCAAGAUUAAGUGAUGUCAACACUUAAAGGAUGAGACAAGGGGACACUGGAAAAAGAAAUGCAAAGGUGAACAAGACCAAACAACCAAAGAUGGGGGGACAAAGUGAAGAUCAAGUGCCUGGAACGUAGCAUUAGUUAAACAUAUCUGAACUUGAACCAAACCAAAGUUCUCUGAAGUACAGAAAAAUGAUUAAAAAAAGUGAAAUGUUUAUCAACAUUUUGCCAGCCAAGAAGGCUGCUGUGCCCAGCGUGGGGAGAGAUUUGAGAGUCCUGGAUCUCUGUGAUGCAUCCAGACAGUAUCCUGGAGAACCUUGGACUAGAACUAAGAUGUUAGUCCACAUUCAGUUCAGAGAGAGUUGGGCUGAAGGCUGGGCAUUUGUUCGCCUUGAUGAAGCCCAAAGGUGCCAGUGGAUCUUACGUCAUGCAUAGAUGGAAUGUGAUCUUAACCUCUCUGGCAAAACGGACCUCUCAGACAUUCCAAAAGACUCUCGCUUUUCAUCAAAACACAAUUUUUUGAAAGGGACCUUUAAGAGUCUAAUGCAGUCUUUGUAAAAAAAACAAGUAUAACAAUAAAAAUGAAAAAAAAGAAACAAUUUUGGUUAAAGCCAUGUCAGCAUAGCCGUCUUAUCCCUCUUCAAAGCUCACAUUCCAAUGUUAUUUUUGUACAGGUAUCUUUUUGUAUAAUUGUAUUUUUGCACUUUAACUUGAUUAUUGAUUAUUUACAUAUAUCACUGGAUUCCUUAAACUUAUUUUGAAAAUAAAUAAA
Messenger RNA from Esox lucius (northern pike), 1880 nucleotides. RefSeq names its product odd-skipped related transcription factor 1 (gene osr1). Lineage: Eukaryota; Metazoa; Chordata; Actinopteri; Esociformes; Esocidae. The record is from RefSeq and is a predicted model, not a curated record. Gene Ontology annotation, molecular function: DNA-binding transcription factor activity, RNA polymerase II-specific; RNA polymerase II transcription regulatory region sequence-specific DNA binding. Gene Ontology annotation, cellular component: nucleus. The transcript has 3 exons. The coding region runs from base 301 to 1128 and encodes 275 amino acids. Gene Ontology annotation, biological process: regulation of transcription by RNA polymerase II; embryo development; urogenital system development.